Hyposmocoma kahamanoa is the source of this 1071-nucleotide messenger RNA. Its product is annotated as SUN domain-containing protein 1-like. The transcript is spliced from 4 exons. Gene Ontology annotation, molecular function: protein-membrane adaptor activity. The record is from RefSeq and is a predicted model, not a curated record. Gene Ontology annotation, biological process: nuclear envelope organization. Gene Ontology annotation, cellular component: nuclear envelope; meiotic nuclear membrane microtubule tethering complex. The coding region runs from base 26 to 994 and encodes 322 amino acids. Lineage: Eukaryota; Metazoa; Arthropoda; Insecta; Lepidoptera; Cosmopterigidae.
UGUUUGAAAAGUACCGUGUCGUGUCAUGAAUUACGACGAUGGGUCACCGUACACGCGGCACGUGUUCCACUCGUUCGUGUGCACCACCCUCGUCGUGUUGCUUAGCUUCCAGAUAUAUGACUACUUCUGGCAACCAGAUGCCUUGGACACUGAUGUCUCUGACGUGAAAUAUGUUGUUAUGCAGCUCACGCGUGGUCUGUCCGAGGUAAAUCGUAAGCACGAGUUGUUGCGUAGCGAGAUUGACCGUAUGGCGGCGGUACUCCCUUCAGCAGCGGCGGCGGCGGCGUCGGUACUCCCUUCAGCAGCGGCGGCGGAGGCGGCCAGCAAGUCGACAGCUGAAGCCGCGGUGCAAUCUACUUGCAACUACGGAGUACAGGACGCCGCCGGAGAUUAUGAUCGAAAGAUAGUAGACUUCGCUCUAGAGUCAGCCGGUGGUCGGGUGAUAGACACGGGAAACACUAUAGAGCAUAUAAUACACGAAUCAUCAGUGGGAUAUUUACUUCAUUUGUUAGCGUCGCUAGCAUGCCGGGGCUAUGAAUGCUAUUCGGCACGAGUUGUCAUACGACCAGGAGCACUACCUGGGGAAUGUUGGGCCUUCAAAGGUAAUCAAGGUGAAGUUACCAUCCGUCUUCUGGGCACCGUUUAUGUGAGUGGUGUCAGUCUUGAACAUAUACCUCCGCAUAUGUCGCCUACUAAAGAAAUAUCAUCAGCACCACGACUUUUUCUAUUGGAAGGGUUGGAGAAGCGAGGAGGCACUACCUCUCACGACUUCGGCAGCUUCCAGUACGACAAAGAUGGCCCACCGAUUCAGUUUUUCGAAGUGCAACACCCCGCGGCUAAACCCUACAAUAUGGUGCGAUUACGAGUGAUGGGAAAUUGGGGACACUCUGUCUACACGUGUGUCUAUAGAGUCAGAGUUCAUGGAGAACUUCACCAUUCUUUAGCGCCAUCGGGAGUCAUGGAGGAAGACGCUAUGCGUAUCGAAAACGAAUAGGUUAGAUAUGUUAUUAAGUUUGGACUUUAUGCUUAAUGUAUAAGCAUUUUUUUUAUUUUACGGAAUUGUAAGUUUGU